This is a messenger RNA of Pelagomonas calceolata, 1271 nucleotides long. Lineage: Eukaryota; Pelagophyceae; Pelagomonadales; Pelagomonadaceae. The record is from the annotation of a GenBank genome assembly.
CUCCUGACGCCCAAGUCGAAGCGCGUCGCGACGAACGCGAUGCCGAAGUUCAAGGCCAGAGCCGAGGCGGCCGAGCACGACACGGACAACUGGGAGGUGGGUGCGCGACACGGACAAGCCUGCUACUUCUCUCCCGGCGGCCGCCUGUACAUGCAUGUACCCGCCGCCCUGACGCGCAUGGACGAGGGCCCGAAGCUGCCCACGCGCGCCGAGCAGAUCAAGGCCGCCGGCGGCAUCAAGGCCCGCUUGGCGUUGUGCCUCUCGCGAGCGACGCUCCUGGCGCCGGACGAGGUCGCCUACCUGCGUCCGACGCCAUUGACGCGACUCACGACUCAAUCGCGCAGGCGAGUGCCAUCCAGCUCCUACGCGACCGCUUCGCUGCCUACCCCGAGGUGCGGUCGUUCCUGGCGGCCUACGACGAGCCGCACCGCACGGUCGGCGACAAGGUCGCGGCCCUCCUCACGCCGACGCGGCACCACGUCAUCUCGCGCGCGCAGCACGCUCGCGUCAAGGGCGGCUCGAGGGUAGGCGGGCUCACCGCGCUCGGCUUCGGCGUGCUCAAGGCGCGGACUCAAGGCCAAAAUUCCAGUGGCACCAACUUCGUUAAGGACGACGACGGCAACCAAGUCUACACGUUCUCGAUCACGAGCGAGAACACGGGCACCGACAAGUCCCACAAGAAGAACGGCGCCUACGCGACACCGCAAGCGGCGCGACCCGGCGUCCGCUUCCGUCGACCGUCCGGGACCGAACCGCGUUGCCGCACAGGCCGCCGCCGCCUACGACGUCGUCGCGCGGCGCGAGGCGCUGCCCGUCAACACGCCGACGUCCGUGCUCGAGGCCUGUCGCUCGGUCGUCGCGGCGACGCUCUUCUACGGGACCGGCCUCUACCACUACGUCCGCAAGUAUAGCGGCAAGUACCAGGGCUGCAUCAAGGUCCGCGGAAUCGAUGUCGUGACCCCGACCGUCGCCUCCGCCGAGCUCGCCGCCGCGCUCGUGACGACCGGUCUCGAGGCGCUCGACCGGCGUCCUUUACAACGACUCAAGCACUUUUCUAACGCAACGCCCCGGCGCAGGAGUACCACAAGCUCGCCGCUGCCGCGGGCCUCGAGAAGCCCGUGUGCAAGGGCCUGAACCUGGGCCUCUCGGUCCACGUCGAGCGCGACCUCAUCAUCAAGGUCACGGUCUGCGUCCGUAUAUCGACGCGACUCAUCGUCUGUCGCGCAGGUCCAGUCCAAGGUCCGCUCCGUGUUCGCGGCCGAGGGGACUUA